Molecule: messenger RNA, 1290 nt
Organism: Salvia miltiorrhiza (redroot sage)
Lineage: Eukaryota; Viridiplantae; Streptophyta; Magnoliopsida; Lamiales; Lamiaceae
Product: immune-associated nucleotide-binding protein 9-like
Exons: 5
Coding region: 116-1144 (342 amino acids)
Molecular function (GO): GTP binding
Source: RefSeq, a predicted model, not a curated record
GCUAAAGUGCUAAACCCAAAUCCCCCGCACAUUUUACAACUCAUAAUCAUCUCUCUACAAGUUCCGACUUCAUCCAUCAGCUUCUGAAUUCCUUUCCCUCCCAACUAUUCACACAAUGCGUUUCACAUCGUGUUGCGGAGGUGCCGGCGCUAAAACCCUAGUUUUAGUCGGAAAAGCAGGCAACGGGAAAAGCGCAACCGGCAACACCAUCAUCGGCCGCCGGGUGUUCGAAUCAAAGCGCAGCUUAGCCGGCGUUACCUCCACAUGCCAGCUGGAGACCGCUACGUUAAGCAACGGACAAAUUAUCAAUGUCAUCGACACCCCAGGGCUAUUUGAUUCUUCUGUCGAGCCUCGUCUGUUGGCUACAGAGAUUGCUCAAUGCAUUAAAAUGGCGAAGGAUGGAAUUCAUGGAGUUCUUCUAGUCCUUUCGAUAGGAAACCGUUUUUCUGAAGAAGAGGCGUCGGCUUUUGCGAGCUUGUGCCAAAUCUUUGGUCACGAGAUUGCUGACUAUAUGAUUGUUGUUUUUGCUCAUGGUGAUUUACUAGAAGAUAAUCAGUGUUUGGAGGAUUUUUGGGGCCCUAAUUGUCCUCAGCUAUUGACGGAUAUUAUGGCAAUGUGUGGGAAGAGAGCUGUUGUAUUUGACAAUAUGACAAAAGAUGAAGACAAGAUAUCUAGGCAAAGGAAGGAACUUCUCUCCCUUGUGGAGGCUGUGGUGAAGAACAAUGGUGGGAAAUCAUACGUGAACUAUCUAUUCGAGGCACUGAAUAUGAGUGAAAUGGAUCUGAUUGAUCAAACUAGUGAAGUCACAUGCUCGGAGAAAUCUCACGAGGGAAAGAAGUUCCAUAUAAAGUAUGAAGAGCAGUUUGAGCAACUCAUUAAGAUGGUUGAGUUGAGGCUGGGGGAGUGCAUUAUGAGGCUGGAGAAGCAGUUGGCCGAGGAGAGGGUUGCUCGGUUGGAGGUAGAGUUGAAGGCGCAGGCAGCUCAAACUAAAUCAAAAGAGGAGAUGAUUGAGAUGAAAGAGCGUCUAGAGAGAGCUGAGGAGUUGAGCAAGAAGCUCGAAGAGAAGUUCAAGAAUGCUGAGAACCAAAGCAAGGAGAAGGCGAGUGAGACGAUCUGGUCGCGGAUGGGUUGUAUUAUAAUGUGAUGAAAUGAAGCAAUGAGAUUAUUUGGGGCAUCAUGCAUCAGAUCGCUUGAAUGUUAUCUUGCUACUCUCUUUUGGUUUUUGAAUGGAUUUAUUUAAACUGAAACUGAUGCUUGGAGUUCAAGAGCUAGCUUUCUUGAAAGCCUGAA